GAUUUUUUUCCUGUUCAUGCCGAGCCAGACGGACGGUCCAUCGCUCCUCGGUUGUGCAGGCUGGAGACAGCAAGAGGGCUAGGCUGGACUGAAUGUCAGAUUGUAGAGCCUGGCUCUCGUCUGCUUCUCUAUUCUUGUAGUGAGGGGAAAUUUCUCCAUUUUCCCACAGAAAACCACGCCCUUGGAGCCGAUGUUGGUUGCCAGGUCCACCUCGUGCGGAGGGUUGGAGUCGGCUUCAAGGCACCCCUGACCCCCGCCCCCAGUCGUAUCAGGAUUAGCGGACAGGACUGGUGUGAUCUGACAUCUGGUAGCUUCCCAACAGGCUAUGCCCUUUGCAUUCUCCUCUCCAACCCUUCGAGCUGCUAA
This is a messenger RNA of Protopolystoma xenopodis, 366 nucleotides long. The record is from the annotation of a GenBank genome assembly. NCBI's taxonomy places the organism in Eukaryota, Metazoa, Platyhelminthes, Monogenea, Polystomatidea, Polystomatidae.